CUAAAGAAGUCUGUAUGAACUGCCAUACCACACAUUCACAGUUGUGCUCAUUUCUGCCUUGCUUCUACUACCCACCGGGCUUAUCAAUCUUUUGGGGAACCUUAAGCCGAUUAGAGAGAAAAACGUGUGCAAAUAGUCAAUGGAUGAUUUAGAUGCUUUGUUGGCAGAACUGGAACAAACCUCAUUGAGUUUGAAUGUGAGUGAUUCAGAACCAGCAAAAGUUUGCUUUCUUCUGGAACGUGACAACAAGGAAAAACCAGCAGCAACAUCAGCAGAGACCAAUGCCACUCAGCACAAGAAGUUAGCCCCAGGACCGCCAAAGGUGCUAUCAGGACGCAGCAUUCAACAUCGGGAGGAAGAUGUAGAUAAUAUUUACAGCAAGGUGCCCACUCCACAGCCCCUGCACUCCUCACCUUCUUCCACCUCAGCUGCUCAUCAGCUGGAUGACCUUCUGGCUUCCCUGGGAACACUUCAGUCUAAGUUAGUGCUGGCAUCCAAUGAUUCUUUCUCUUUUUCGUUGCAGAAAAUUCUCACAGCCAUGGAUCGGACCUGGCAUCCAGAGCAUUUCUUUUGUGCCCACUGUGGAAAUGUAUUCGGCAAUGCAAGUUUCCAUGAGAAGGAUGGGAAGCCCUAUUGCCAAAAGGACUUCCUGGCCCUUUUCUCUCCAAAGUGCAGAGGCUGCGACCGGCCUGUCAUGGAUCAGUAUUUGUCAGCUUUGAACACUGUCUGGCACCCAGAGUGUUUUGUGUGUGGAGACUGUUUCUGCAGCUUUGACAAUGGCUCCUUCUUUGAAUUAAAUGGCCGCCCCUACUGUGAGCUUCAUUUCCACCAUCACCAGGGGACAGUGUGCCAGGGUUGUGGGAAGCCCAUUGUUGGGCGUUGUGUCAGUGCCAUGGGGUACAAGUUCCACCCAGAGCACUUUGUCUGUGCUUUCUGCCUUACUCAGUUGCACAAUGGCAUUUUUCAGGAGCAGAAUGGCAAAACCUACUGUAAUUCUUGUUUCAACAAACUUUUUGCUUGACUUGGUGGUUUGAGCAAAUUAAUGCUUUCUCAAGCCUGCCGCUCCCCUUUUUCAAGAACCAAAGCCUAACGAAAAUGGGGGGAAAUCCUUAAAGCGGGAACAGCUGGAAUCUUGUGCCCAUUUACCUAUUGAACUUAAUGGGGUUUACUUAUACUGUAAUUAAAGAUGCAUGGAAUUAAACUGUAAGAAAUGCAGUGAUAUAAAAUACUGCUGUAGCUUCCAUUUCCACAAAUAUACCAAUCUGCUUCAAUACAUCCAACUCAUUAAGUUUUCAGCAAUAGCUCUAUUCCAGUGCCUUUCAAAUAACCUACACAAGUUAAGUAUCUGGUCCAAUACUGCAGCUGAGUGAAAAACAGUAGCUUAUUUCAUAUUUGUAGUCUCUGAGGUCAACCAAGUAAUAUCAGCUUUUCAAUAAAAUUUUUUUUUCCUGCU
This is a messenger RNA of Sceloporus undulatus (fence lizard), 1453 nucleotides long. RefSeq names its product leupaxin (gene LPXN). The transcript is spliced from 7 exons. Gene Ontology annotation, biological process: endothelial cell migration; transforming growth factor beta receptor signaling pathway; substrate adhesion-dependent cell spreading. Bases 140 to 1021 code for a protein of 293 amino acids. The record is from RefSeq and is a predicted model, not a curated record. Lineage: Eukaryota; Metazoa; Chordata; Lepidosauria; Squamata; Phrynosomatidae.